Megalobrama amblycephala (Wuchang bream) is the source of this 3712-nucleotide messenger RNA. RefSeq names its product macrophage mannose receptor 1-like. Lineage: Eukaryota; Metazoa; Chordata; Actinopteri; Cypriniformes; Xenocyprididae. The record is from RefSeq and is a predicted model, not a curated record. The coding region runs from base 108 to 1199 and encodes 363 amino acids. The transcript is spliced from 5 exons.
ACAAAUGAUGUUCUGAAUGAGGGAUGAGAGCAGAUAUAAUGAUCACACUGUUUAAAGCUGCAGACAGAAACAUCAGACUCAGGACAGAAACACACGACCUCUAAAAAAUGGAGCAAACUCUAUAUUUCAUUCUUCUUCUCAUUGCUCUCUGCUCCGUAUCUGAAUGUGUUCAGCGUCAGUAUCACUUUAUAAACGUGAGGAAGACCUGGACUGAAGCUCAGAGAUACUGCAGAGAGAAUUACACAGAUCUGGCCACCGUUGACAACAUGAACGACAUGAACGAGCUGAAGAAGAGUGUGAAUGAUGGACGUGUCUGGAUUGGGCUGCAGAAGACGGGUGUUGAUAAAUGGCAAUGGUCUUCAGGUGAUCCUGCGCUCUAUCAGAACUGGGGAUCUGGACAACCUGAUGGCACAGAUUAUUGUGCUAUGAUGAGAAAUGGACAAUGGCAUGAUUUCCCAUGUAGUACCAGCCUGACUUUCAUCUGCAGUUUAUCUAACAACAUGAACACAGGACUCGUCUUUGUCAACCAGACGAAGAAAUGGAGAGAAGCUCAGAGUUACUGCAGACAGAAUCACAUUGAUCUGGUCAGUGUGAGGAACCAGAAUGAGAAUCAACAGCUUCAGAAGUUCAUCAAUGAUAGUCACAUAUCUGGUGAUGUCUGGAUCGGUCUGUUCAGAGACUCAUGGCAGUGGUCAGAUCAGAGUAACUCCUCAUUCAGAUACUGGAAUACUGGUGAACCUAAUAAUGAUGGAAGGAAUGAAAACUGUACAGAGAUUAUGAACGCUCAGGGACAAUGGAAUGACGUCUCUUGCAACAGAGAGUUUCCUUUUGUGUGUCAUGAAGAUAAACUGAUUCUGAUCAAAGAGAAGCUGACGUGGUCUGAAGCUCUGAGAUACUGCAGACAGAAUCAUGUGGAUCUGGUCUCGGUUCAUUCAGAAGAGAUUCAGCGUGAGGUGAUGAAUGUGGUUAAACAGGCGUCUACUGAGGAGGUGUGGUUGGGUUUACGUCACUCCCACAUUUUGGGCAUCUGGUACUGGGUGAGUGGAGACACCGUGUGCUAUCAGAACUGGGCGAUUGAUGAUUCAGAGAACUGUGAUUCUGCUGUGAGAUCUGGAGCAGUUCAGUCUGGAGGAGAUCAGCGCUGGAUCAGCCGCCCUGAGACUGACAGACUCAACUUCAUCUGCAGAAAUUAUGAGUGAAUGGAUACACAUACAUUUCAUGUAAGAUAACAAAUGAUUGUGUGUUCACUUCCUUUAACUUCAUUUCAUUCAUCACAUGGUUGUAAAGUAAUAAUUUCACCCUCAGUAGGCAGUUGUAUCUGAGGGUGAUGGUUGCUUUCAAAACACUGUUUCAUGAAGCUUUGAGAAUCUUUUGUUGUGAAUCAUUCAGCACACGUAUCAAACUGCUGAUUUCAGUAAACAAGGCUUUGUUACAUUUCGAAAUUUUAACGGUUUGCCGCUAUCAUCUCUGUGAAGAUUACCUUUUCAAUAGGCCUUUAUCACACUUCCAUUGAAAAGCGUAAGCUUCAAAUAUGAGCGUAAGAUUCUGCUGUCGCCUGAAUCAGUGGCUGUGCUCAUAGUAAGCGAUUGUUGUGAUUUGUGUCAAAUUCAGCACAGAAACUUCUUCUAAAGACACCAACCUCAGUUUACAGUCUUUAAUUGAGUAUUGUGAAACUCAGAAAAAAAGGGGUCAAGAUAUUCUGACGCAUAGUUCAUAAUUUAAAGGGGGAAAACAAUACUGUAUGUGUACUUCAGAGUCUGAUCACCUUAUUUUAUUACAGAACUCAAGAAUACAAUAUAAACAACAGAAUUAGACAAAGCUUACAAUAUUAAUUACUACUGAAGUCUAUUUUGGAGAGAUUUAAUUAAACAUUUGGUAAACUUACUGUAUUAAACAAUAAUGAUUAAAUAUUUUUAAUGCACUUAUUUUACGAUGCAAUCAUCAACAAUCAGAUCAAAUUGAAGUUGUUUAAAUAAAGGAAUAUUUCCAGCCCAUAGAUGAUUAUUCAAAAAUAUCUGAUUUGAUCAUCGUAAACGUGUCAUGGCUUGAAGAUAAAGGCAACAACCCUUUUAUAAUAUCUCUAUUUCACCAUCUUGUACAUAAGUAAAAUUAACCCUCACCUUUUACAAAGAUCUCAACAAUACGUCAUCCAAUAGAUGAUGUGAUAUUCUUUCACUUUGUUGUGUUUUUGCUGUCAUGCAAGUUUUGUCUGAUCAUGUUUAAACCAAUUUUGGGCAUCUAAUAAUAUGAUUUCUGGGUGAUUUGUCCUGCUGUGUUAUUUUUUCUAAUCUUCAUAAAUUUGCAUCCCUUUGUAAACAUGUUUCACAAGCAUCUUUAAUUAAAUCAAUGCCAUUGAAACAUUAAUGAAAAAAGAAAUAAACAAAUCCAGCCACUGACAACUGACAACAUCUUGUGUAAUAGUUGACACAUAUACAACAACUCUCAUCAUACAAACCUCAACAAUGGUGAAACUGAAACUCAACCCAAAGAAAUGCAAGGUCUUGCAUGUCACUAGCGCGAGGCGGGAACUGGUGAAGCCUUUAUUCACCACUGAUCAGAACACUUUGGAAAUUUGUGACAGUACUAAAGUUUUGUGGGUCAUUAUUCAGAGUGAUUUGAAAUGGGAUUGUCUAGUGGACCACAUAUUGUCCUCGGCUAACAGAAAGCUUUUUGUCCUGUCGUUUAAACAAAUUUGGUGUCUCUGUUCCUUAUUUGGUUACCAUCUAUAAAGGGUAUGUGUGCUGAGUGCUGGAGUAUGCGGUUCCAGUCUGUCAUAGUUCCUUGACCGCAGUUUAAGCCAAAAGACUGGAAAGUGUGCCUGUAAGAAACAGGGUCUGUAAAGUUAUACUCGGUCAAAGGUACCUGGGGUAUUCUGAUGCUCUUGGCCACCUUGCACUGUGUACCCUUAUGGAAAGACAAACUCAACUGUGUCUUUUUGCUAAAAGUUAUAUAAGUCUAGUUUCAGAGACUGGCUACUUACAGAUCGCCAGAUGAGGAAUUCAAAUAAGUGGACAAUUCCAAGAUGCCGAAACGGAAAGAUACCAGAGAUCACCAAUUCCUUAUAUGUGCAGACUUUUAAAUGAUUAUAGAAUAUAUUUUUGUAUUAUGUUUAGAAUUUUUAAUGAUGGUGAAUUUUAUGAAAUUAUUCUUAUAAUAUGGGAUGGUUUGAUGGUUAGAGUUGUUUUUUUGUUUUGUUUUUUUAAAUAUUGCAUGCAUUUCAUUUUAGUUUGUAGAUUUCUUUAGUGUUGUUUAGUGAACUUGUGAUAAUGCUGAAAAGUUAAUAAAACAAAACAAAAAUAAUGAAACUAGAGAAAAAAACUGUUGUUUAAAUCAUUUGACUGCCAGACAUAAAACAGACAUAUUGAUCUGUCUUCUCAGUCUCUCUAUCAAUGCAGAAUCAUUUUCUGAAAAUACCUGCAAUUGCUGAAAGAGAAAUACACUAGCAAACGUCAAGAGUCCGACUAAAGCAAACAUCAUUCAUCUAAGGCUGUGGCUGAAGUCAGUUGUAGUUUCUGUUCUUGUUGUUUCUCUUUCCUUCAGUGAUUCUGCUUGUUAACAGCAGGUGUUCAAAUGUUUCAUGAACAUCAAACUAUCCUUUAAAUGAUGUUCCUCUAACAUUAAGAAACUGGACAUUUUAAUAUUUCCUUAACACUCUGGAGUCUGAGGUAUCGCCAGCGAUACCACCUCAGUUUUUUUCUUACCAGUGUGAAAG